Durio zibethinus is the source of this 960-nucleotide messenger RNA. The record is from RefSeq and is a predicted model, not a curated record. Lineage: Eukaryota; Viridiplantae; Streptophyta; Magnoliopsida; Malvales; Malvaceae.
AUGGCAUUAAUACCACGAACUGCUCAAGGGGACGGAUGGUUAAGACCUGUGAUUGGUGUGGUUGAGCUCUCUCAGAAUAUCAUUCAGGCACUUCCGCUAAGUGCUCGAAAGAUUGCUGGAGGAUCUAGUGAAGGUGUUGCACCCUUUCUACAGCUGCCUCAUUUUAAUGAGGCCAUGGUCAAAAAGAUAACACGGAAGGACGCGUCAUUGUUGAAAUUUUGCGUCGGUUUCCUAUUGUUCUUUGGUUUGAAAAUUCCCUGUCAUUAUGUUGCAGAAAGUAUGAAUGUUUCAAGAUUCGUGACAUGGACCUUGGAAGUUCGAGUUGAACUACCUACUCAGGUUGCAGGUUUAUCUACUGCUGAAACCAAAGAUGUGGAGCUGGUUCUAGGAAUGAUGCCUUCCUUGACAAUUGAUUUCACGUGGAAGACAGAAGGUGAAGAGGGGAUACAAGAGGGUGAUAUUGUCACAAUGCAUGCUUGGAUCACACUCAAGCGUGCGAGUGGCCUUGUUGCUGCUCUUCCUCAUGUUCCUUCCUCUUCCACAAGGAGGAGAUUUUUUGGUUACUGCUUGCUGAAUCUGUCUCCAAUAAUGUUUGGAUCUCCCAGAAGGAAGGGUCGGGCAAGCCUGAAGGAGACAAAUGCAGCCGUUAGAGAAGAUGUUGAGAGUGGGUCAAGGUUAGUAAUGGGCAAGUUCCAGGCUCCUGCUGAGACAAACUUGAAGAUCAAAAUAUUGAAACGGAGUCAGAGCAGGUUGAGAGGUUCCUUGUCAGAAGAGGGAGCUGCCAUGGUAGAGGGGAUUGAGGAGAAAGAGCAGGAUGAAGAUGGAUAUGAUGAUUAUGAGAGUGAAUACAGCAAAGAUGAAGAGGAUAAAAAAGAUUCAAAGAGAAACGGAGCUGUGGCCGAUGGUGCUGUUGGUCAUAAACGAAAUGGAUCAAGCUCUGAAAGUUCUGACUACGAGUGA